UGAAGCGUUUUGAACUGAAAAAGGAAUCUGAUAGCUAACAAACCUACGCCUUCCUGCGACAAAAUGCUGCGGAAGGGCAAGGAAGAAUCGUCCGAUUUGUUACGACAAUUUGAGCCAGCGAAAGAGGCGGAUCUUGCGAUCCAUGUGAAGAAGGUUGAGGAAAUCAAACACUGGCUCGAAGCGGCACUACAAGACAGUGAAUACGAGCCGGAAGGAAUCGCGAAACAGAUUUUGUUGGUGACCGGUCCUUCCGGUAGUGGCAAGAGCGUGUGUGUGAAAACCAUCGCCAAACAACUGAAGUGCGAUGUUAAGGAAUGGACCACUCCCGUGGAUUUGGAACUGUAUUACGAGGAUAACUUCGACUUCGAAAGUAGAGAGGACAGAAGAAGCAGACAAUCCCAGAAGCAACUGUUUAAUGAUUUCCUACACAAAAGCUCUCGAUACUGCUCGCUAUUCAGCUCGUCCGGAACGGAGAGGAAGGUGCUGUUGGUGAAAGAUUUUCCAAACUCAUUUCUGCGCAGUCCGGAGGAAUUUCACGAGUCUCUAGAAAUAUACCAGAAUCAGAGCAGUACACCGAUUAUCUUCAUCGCGACGGAUGCCUCGAGUAAAUCAUUGGACAUUGCGAUGAAACUUUUCCCUCCGACAAUCAUGGAGAACUUCCACGUCGAUACAAUUAAAUUCAACACCGUGUCUGUGACUCUCAUGAAGAAGGCCAUUAAACGCAUUUCAACUUUGAUAGGCGGUAGUGCCGAACUCCGGAAAACCUUCCAAGUACCUCCAAAAGCGGUAGAAGAAGACAUCGUGGCUUCCUCUCAGGGUGAUCUGCGGAAUUGCUGUUUAAAUUACCUUUUUACUUGUUUGAAAUCGAUACCCUCUUCGCUGGCUCAUCAAUCGGCUGGGAGCAAAACGAAAAAACCAACCGAUAAAGGAUCUACUAAUCGCCACAAAGGGGCACUGGGAUUAAGUGAGGGCCUUACUGUUAUGCAUGGGCUAGGUCGUAUUCUGCAUCCAAAGUAUGUAAAUAAUGAUAUCGGUACGCGAUUCUUGCAUGCUCCCGAAGACAUCACCGACAGCUUUAUUUCUCAGCCGGCAGCCAUAAUAUCAUUGCUUCAUUCUAAUUAUGUUUCGAGAUGCUCCGAUGUCCAUUGUCUUUCCUCUGCAUCUGACUGCCUGGCCGUGGCGGAUGUGAUUAUGAAUGAGUAUCGGACCGAUCAGUUGGCUUCAUAUGGGUUAAACCUAGCUAUUCGUGGUAUCAUGGUGAACAAUCAACAAACUACACAUGGUUGGCACCAGAUCAAAAAGAAGGUCUCAAUUCAGUUGCAAAACAGCGCUCAGCUGUACACGGACGAGCUAACCAAACUUGGAAUCAUCAAUCGACCUAUUCCACAAAAAAUGUUUGCGUCCGAGUAUAGGGGGUUGAUAUCAAUCAUCCGAAGGUAGUAACUAACACACAAUUAUGUAUAGAAGGAAUUGUUAAAGGUAUGUUAUAACUUUAUGCGAUAAAUGCGAAAAAUCUUAUGCCGUUCAUUCGA
Messenger RNA from Anopheles darlingi, 1532 nucleotides. RefSeq names its product cell cycle checkpoint protein RAD17 (gene Rad17). Gene Ontology annotation, biological process: DNA repair; DNA damage checkpoint signaling; mitotic DNA replication checkpoint signaling. The transcript is spliced from 4 exons. Gene Ontology annotation, molecular function: ATP hydrolysis activity; chromatin binding. The record is from RefSeq and is a predicted model, not a curated record. The coding region runs from base 64 to 1440 and encodes 458 amino acids. Lineage: Eukaryota; Metazoa; Arthropoda; Insecta; Diptera; Culicidae.